This is a messenger RNA of Marchantia polymorpha subsp. ruderalis, 1255 nucleotides long. The record is from the annotation of a GenBank genome assembly. Lineage: Eukaryota; Viridiplantae; Streptophyta; Marchantiopsida; Marchantiales; Marchantiaceae.
GUUCAUGGCAACUAGACGAGUUCAUCACAGUUUCCUGACGUGAGUCGCAAUUUUAUCAGACCAAAUCCAGACACUACACGCGCAUUUCUGGAGAAGCGACCGGUUAAUAUCUCAGAGGCUUUAAAUGUCCAGGGCCUGGUUAUUCAUUUCAACACACAUCAUUCCACGAACUCAAUUCAGACUCAAUUCAGACUCAACACUCUCCGGCUCCCAGCCUUCGACGUAUUCUCAGCUGAGCUAUCUCGGCAGACAUAAUUAGGACCUGGCUCGGCAACAUGGCUUCGAGAUCGGCUCUCGCAGUUUCGACAUUCUUGUGCCUGGCGGCCUUGGCUGCACUCAGCGCACAUGCAGCUGAUCCGGAGGAGAUCAGGGACUUCGCGCCGCCUGCCAACGGCGCCCCGCCGAACGCCAGUUACUUCACCUUCACUGAAUUGCGCGAUAUCGACGUGAAGCAAGGCCAGUUCGCCAACGUUAGCAACGUCAACGUGCUCAGAUUUCCGGUGCUGUCGGGAUUGGGCGUGGCCAACGCGCUCCUCGUCUAUCCCCCGGGCAGCGUCAACGUGCCUCACACUCACCCGCGCGGCACCGAGACCUUGUUCGUGCUGGAAGGGACUCUGGAAGUGGGUCUGAUCGACACCACGCUGCCUGUACCAGUUCUCUUCACCCAGACUCUCUGCACGAAUGACAUCUUCGUGUUCCCUCGCGGCCUCGUCCACUUCCAGAUCAACAAGAGCAAGUACGUCGUCAGAGCCUACGCCUCCUUCAGCAGCACCAAUCCCGGCCUCGUGUCCCUCCCGCGCACGCUGUUCGGGGUGCAUAUCGACCCCGAGGUGCUCACCAAGUCCUUCGAGGUGUCAUCCGAUAUCAUCGCCAAACUGUCAGCCGUUCAGCCGUAAUCUGGUCAUUGCGCAUCUGCUAUGAGGAUUUGAAAAUAAAGGGCAGCCAUUCCAAGGAGGAGAUGGCUGUUGUGCAUCCUAAGCACGUACAGAACGCAGCUAUGAGCUGGAUUCUGUAAGAGGUUACUCAUUUGACGCCAAGAAGGAUGAAGAGCUCAAAGACUUGCUCAACUCGUCUAAACUCUCAGAUCUGAUGUUCUAUUUUGCUAUUCUGGCAGAAGUAGAAGACUGUAAGCGCUAUUAAGCGUAAAACUUUGUUUCAGAUUCACGUUUCAAUAUUUACUUGGCGCAGAUUAUUCUAGCACGUUUAAUACGUUCUCUCACUGCCAGAUAUUGGAUGAACAUCCUGUGUGAAUGUG